AUGAACCCAGCGGCACCUGAGUUCAUCCCGAGCCAGGUGUCCAUCCCGCCUGCCUGGCACCCUCAACAGCCGUGCUUUCAAUGGCGUAACGCCUCGCUUCGGGAGCUCCGGCGCCUCGAAGAGGACUCGGCCAAGCGCCUGCAACGCUGCUGGCGGCGAUGGUGUGUGAAGAAGGGGGUGAUGAUGGGCGCGCAGAUGGGCGCGACAGCCCAAAAGACCCUCCUGAGCCUUGAGGUGACCACGCCAAAGGCGGUUGAAGAGCCAUCUCUCAAGGCUGCCAAGGAACGGAGACGACGCCCAGCUCACCGCCAUGAGUCCUGGCAGGCAUGGAUGACAUGGGACGAUUCUUGGUGGGGAGAGAGGCACUCUAGCUGGAACUCAAACUGGCCAGGCCCUUGGGAAGCUUCGACAUCAAAACCGCGGAGAGAAGUCCAUUGGGUUCCCAAGAAUCGCAAUCGUUCGGGCAAAGGUCACUCGCGGGUUGAUACGACUGACCCAGAGGACUGCUCACACCGGAGUGCUUGGUCUCGGCGGGUCGAGGCAUCUUCAACCCUUCGAGGUCGAAGCCAGCCGCCACGAGGACAUACCCGCAAUCGAAAUCAGGACUGGAGUGAUGCACAGGCGUUCCCCCGAGCGACAUGGCGGAAGAAGUCGGCACCCCCCAUUGGCUCUGGAGACUCUUCCAGGGCCAUGCCUUCAGCACAGCAGUUGCAGGUGUUCUUCGAAGGCACGGCCAACACCAUCGAGCCCUUGACCACACAAAUUGGUUUGUUCUUUAUGCUCACAGAUGCCUUCGAUGUGAGUGGUGGAAGUUUGGGCGGAGCACCCUUGGAGCAACCAAGGAAGAUGGCCUUCGAUGGAUGUGGGGUCACUGAUGGCUUUUGUGGGACCAUUUGUGCAAAAGGCUUGCGCCGCCAGUGCCGCAUGGUGCGUCGACAGGUGGACAGCCUUUUGGCGGAACUCAAAAACAACACUGCAGAGCAAUCCAAACUCCGAGUGAAUGCUGUUGGCCUCUCCCGUGGAGGGAUCGCAUGCUCAUAUCUUGCACAGGAAAUGGCUGAUAUUCCAGCAUCGAGCUGUGAGCUUUCAUUGCUUUUGUUCGACCCUGUUCCUGGUGACUUGCUAACUGUGGCCCAGCUCGACUUCUUUCGACUUACAAACACCUCGGCAUCCGGCGACAUGUCCAACUGCGCAUGCCUCAGCAGGGUGCUGGCACUGUACCCCUAUGAACCGUUGCCUGCGAUACUUUGUCAUGCUCCCAUUUUGUGUCGAUACCCUCCGCACUGCAUGGUGGAGGAAGAAGUCACUCUGGGUUGCCAUCAAGGAGCCCUACAAAUACACGAUUUGCGAGGACCAGUGAUCGACUUGGCCUCUGCCAUGUGUUUCUUGCGCAUCAGACGUUGGCUCAUGGAGUGUGGGACGCCCUUGGACCACAACCACGUGGAUUGCACGGUCAAGGUGAAGGACUUGGAGGCCUUUUGCCUGCGAAAAUGCAAUGCUGAAGUGAAGCGGUUGUCUCCUUCCAGCCGCUGCUCUCAUACCGCGCUGAGCUGCUGGGGAGCCACCAUUGUGCGGCACAAGCCUGAUCGAGGUGUCCAAUUCUUGAACGAGCAACAUCGGCUCCUGGCCAGUGCGGGCAGCGACGAGAAGUGGCUCUUGGAAAUCCGGACGGACAAAGCUCCAUUUCCAUCUGGACUUCUUUGCCUGUUGGCGCUUGUGGCAGUUCUGGUGAUUUGGCCACUACUGUUUCAGAGCUGA
This is a messenger RNA of Durusdinium trenchii, 1758 nucleotides long. The record is from the annotation of a GenBank genome assembly. NCBI's taxonomy places the organism in Eukaryota, Dinophyceae, Suessiales, Symbiodiniaceae.